AUGAGCAGUGUACAUAACAGCGUGGAGACUGUAAAUGCUGCAGCUACUGCCAUAGUCACUGCUGAGAUCAGAGUCCAACCAUCUACAAUACAGAGGAGAAGAUGGGGAAGCUUCUGGAGUCUAUACUGGUGUUUUGGCUCUCACAAACACAGCAAACGAAUUGGUCAUGCUGUCCUUGUUCCUGAACCAUCCGCACCUGCAUCUGUAGUCCCUGUUGCUGAUAAUCGUAACCAUUCCGCCACCAUUUUGUUUCCCUUCAUAGCCCCUCCCUCAUCUCCUACGUAUUUUUUGCAGUCAGAUCCUCCCUCCGCAACGCAAUCCCCAUCCGGAUUACUUUCCCUUACAUCCCUUUCCAUUAAUGCGUACUCUCCGGGUGGGACUGCAUCCAUUUUUACAGUAGGGCCCUACGCUCACGAGACUCAAUUAGUUUCACCUCCCGUACUUUCUACUUUCACUACUGAACCAUCAACUGCUUCUUUCACCCCCCCUCCAGAACCAGUUCAAACAACAACACCUUCUUCACCAGAAGUGCCUUUUGCUCAGCUUUUGACAUCAUCAUUGGCACGGGAUCGGAGGAACAGUUGGACAAAUUUGAAAUUCUCACUAUCACAGUACGAGUUCAAGCCUUAUCAAUACCCCGGAAGUCCUGUUGGUCAUAGUAAAUCACCGGGCUCUGCCCUUUCUACUUCGGGAACCUCUUCGCCAUUUCCUGAUAAAUGUCCGGUUAUUGAGUUCCGCAUUGGGGAAGUUCCCAAAUUUCUCGGCUAUGAACACUUCUCCAAUCGUAAAUGGGGUUCGAGAGUGGGUUCUGGAUCGUUGACACCAAGUGGUUGGGGUUCAAGGCUAGGCUCCGGAACUUUGACACCAAAUGGUGGGAUUUCGAGAUUAGGUUCCGGAACUUUGACGCCUAAUGGAGGAGAACCACCCUCUAGGGACAGUCACCUUCUCGAGAGCGAAAUUUCUGAAGUCGCAUCUCUUGCCAAUUCAGAUAGUGGAUCUCAGGAUGAGGAAGUCAUAGUUGAUCAUAGAGUCUCAUUUGAACUGACUGGUGAAGAUAUUCCAACUUGCGUGGUAAAGGAGUCGGAUGCAUCACUCAAAAUUGCAUCAGAAACUCUAUGGGAUAAAGUAGCUGAAGGCGACACUAGGAGGGAUUUACCGUUAAAGAACAUGGACGUUUCCAGUGAAUACUCUGCAAGGAAAACUGUAAAUGAAGUUUCUGGGAUGGCUUCACAUGGGAAGAGCGAUAAAUUUGAUCAGAAGCAUCGUACAAUCUCACUAGCCAUCGAUAGCACCGCCACAGCCACAUCCUUCAAAUCCUUAGAUAAGAAUGAACUGGCUGCAAAUAAGGGGUAUCCCUUUACAUUUUCUCAAAGGAAGGAGCUUGAAAGAUUAGCCAUAAUCUUAGGCAAGAUAGAGGAGUUGAUUUAG
Messenger RNA from Fraxinus pennsylvanica, 1428 nucleotides. NCBI's taxonomy places the organism in Eukaryota, Viridiplantae, Streptophyta, Magnoliopsida, Lamiales, Oleaceae. The record is from the annotation of a GenBank genome assembly.